GAGAGAGCGGAUCAGCUAAAACAAGCACACUCGGCCUGUGAUCCACCUUUUUCGGCUCAUUCCGACUUUGUGUGUGGCUCCAGAUAGAACUCGGCGGUGCGUGUUUUAUUUCUCCAGCUAAGCUGCUCACGCCCUACUCAUCCUCAAGGAGUGGCGGCCGACUCCAUUUACACAGCACCGCGCCGAGAGUAUUUCUCGCUUAUCAGACGCAACGCCGUCACCAAUAUCAUAUAAUUCUCACUCUCUCGUUCGUAUCCCGCCGCGUGGCACGUUCCUUUCCCCUUGGACAGCUCCACGAUGGCGCAAAGUCGCCUCGUCCUCUCCAUUUCCGUCCUUUUUUUAAUUGGGUAUGUGGCGGCGCAAGGUCGGUCGAACCGCCUCCCGCAGGUCGAGUGCUACGAAAAUAGAACCUUGUACGAAAGAUCUUUGCGCAUCCCAACUACAAUGACAUCUUUCAUCUCGCUGAUUGACAAAAUCGAGCGGAUACCAGGCAUCAACCAGGACUUGAGAACUCUGUCCUCAACUCUUUUGCACAGAUUUCGCACUGAUGGUGUCGAGCGCGAUCCAUUGAUCACCUCGCCGGUCGAUGGAGUGGUACCAUUUUUGCCUUCAGGUUUUCAAAACGGAAAGCAUCGUCUGUUGCUUGAAAAGCUCAUUCCAGGCAAUGCCCUCAAUUUUCCAAACGCCAGCUUGACAAAUGAAGAAAGGUGCGGUCUGCACUUCAUGAUGUCGCACACGGUGGACAGGUGGGAGCGUCGCGACGAGUCGCAGACGUGCAACCGUCUGCAGAAUUACAGGUCAAUGUCGAGGAUUCCUCGCAGCGUCCACGACCACCACCAUCACCACCACGACCACAAGGAGGCGGAGGAGAAGGAAGAAGAAGUCAAAGAGACCCUGGACUAUGAUGAGGUGCCUCAGGAUCAUGACAGCGGCGCCGACGAUGACGGAAGGGCUGCCAGGCAACAAUCGAUUCCGGAGAGCGCGUGCCCCAUCGAGGAAGGCGCCCUUUGGACCCCGUGGGGCGCUGUCAGUGGAGGAGCCCUCAUUGCAGGCAUCGCUGCUGGUCUUCAAAGACAGGAGGUGUCAGUGAAUCAAUUGCAACUGACAUUCCCUUCGAACCAAGAUUCACCGCGCGCCUUCGCCGCUGCCGGUCCAGUCGACAACGUUUUUGCGGCCACGCUUUCUGGAGAUCUGGCCGAAGUUGUUCUCCGCCAAGGACCGCGUUCGCAACUGACGCCAAUGAAAGUCGGUUCCACCGGUGGCUGGAACGACACUGCUGUGCCGAGAUAUUACUUUUUGAAUGACAACGAAAAUUACGAAAUGACCGACGCCGAAAUUCGAGGCGCCCUGGAUGGACUCAUUCUCGGUCUCUCGCUGCCAACUUUGCAAUCCUCUUUCGGAAGUGUCCUCAAGUUGUCCCAGGUUUUGGACAUGUAUUACUCUGAGCGAGGAAUCCCAACUCAAAGGUCAUACCGAGCUUGUCAAAGAAGGGAGCAGCUUUCAAAUGUGGCCCCGUCCGAAACCAUUCAAACACAGGUGCGAAACAUUAUUCCUGCUCUGGGCAACUAUUUGGUUUCGGCACCAAUCAGGGACGAAAUUCUCGAAACUUACAUUGCCACCGCCGUUUCUCGCCUCAACGCCUAUGUUCCCGGUAUGAAUGAUAGACAGUGCGAAAUCAGAGACAACCAGCAGCCGCAAAUCACUGCAGACAGGACAGCAGCACCCUUGCUGGAUCUGUUCCUUGUGAUUGACCCCACUUGGAUGUACGAGGAUGCGAUGCCGACCCUUGCCGCUUUGCUUCGGGAAGUUGCUCCUCAUCCUCAGGCCUCAACUCUGACCCUAACUAUUGGUUCAAAUGAACAGAUGCCUAUGAUUAAUUACACAAGGACUCUUCUUGAUUUCUACGGAAACUUCACUUACGAAAAAUACCAAAACUACCGCGGAUCGGCUCUGGACGUUGUCAAAUCAUUGGCGCAGUUUAGAAAUGUAUUUUUCAAUAUGAGGGAGGAAGAACGAAUGGCGAAUCGUGCUGGCGGCCGAUCGCAAGUUUUGCUUUUCAUCGUGAACACGGCCAGCGGAGCUACGGACGAGAACAGCAGGUGGCUUUUGCAGAACGAGGCUAGGGUCUUCAGGGAAAGGAACCCUGAUGUGAGGAUUUUGUUCUGGACCUCAGGCAACAAGGAGCGUUUCAAGGACGUCGUGAGUGACCCUGAAAAGGACCUUUUCCUCCUGACUCCACCUGGAUUCCAGGGCGUUCCUGACGUCAAGCCCGUCGUCGACAGGCUCAAAAUUUUGCCCCAAAGAAUGACCAACCCUGCUUGCGGAGGGGAAUGGAGAAUGGAAGGUACAAACGGAGGAGGUCAGGAGAUGACCUGGUACGCAGACACUCAGGGCGUUUACUACUAUCGCCUCAGCCCUAACUAUUUCAUGCACAGCGAAUCGACCACCGUAAAGUUCCAAGGAACUGGUCAAGGUCGCCUGACCGUGUGCUUCUCGAGAACCAUCGCCCAGCCCAUUGCCAGUCAGGGCGGCCAGGGCUCUCAGAGCGGCGUGACCUGUCGGCAGCUGCAAGGGUCAGAUUCAACAGAAUUCAGGGUUGAAAGGCCGUGCGAUGGCCAAUGGUUUGCCAUCGACUGCAGACCGCAGUACUUCUCGGUUGUGGCCACCGAUUCCACCAACAGAUGCCAAGGAAGAAACACGGUCGACAACGGAUGUCGCUACCCCGACUUGGUGCGCUUCACAGUAACAGCCAACGGAAUAAAUUGCCACAGCGGCGCCUCCGUGGUCUUCAUCUCCUCCUUCCUAAUCCCAACACUCGCGUUGCUCCUCAGUAAAUUCAGUUAGGAAUUUUCGAAAAGCUUAGCCAAUUAAAAAAAAAGAGAAAAGGCUUGAAGCCACAUUUUACCAAAUUUUGUAUGUAAUCUUUGUUCAGAAGUGCCAUGUCAUUUAUAAAACACCUCAUUUUGCAUCAAGCCAAAACCUUCCAGAUCAAUUUUUACUGAUGUAUUUGCCAAUUUUAGUGUUAAAUAAGUAAGUUUUGUCAUAUUAACUUAAUUUUUGCAGCUUAUUUCCAGUGACGUGUAUUUUUUGUUAAUAAAAAUCUAUUUAAAAUUUUCAA
Molecule: messenger RNA, 3118 nt
Organism: Neocloeon triangulifer
Lineage: Eukaryota; Metazoa; Arthropoda; Insecta; Ephemeroptera; Baetidae
Exons: 16
Coding region: 298-2844 (848 amino acids)
Source: RefSeq, a predicted model, not a curated record